This is a messenger RNA of Doryrhamphus excisus (bluestripe pipefish), 1714 nucleotides long. It is a transcript of the gene bhlhe23, whose product is annotated as basic helix-loop-helix family, member e23. Gene Ontology annotation, cellular component: nucleus. NCBI's taxonomy places the organism in Eukaryota, Metazoa, Chordata, Actinopteri, Syngnathiformes, Syngnathidae. Gene Ontology annotation, molecular function: protein dimerization activity; DNA-binding transcription factor activity, RNA polymerase II-specific; E-box binding. Gene Ontology annotation, biological process: sensory organ development; positive regulation of transcription by RNA polymerase II; axon development. The record is from RefSeq and is a predicted model, not a curated record.
GUGCGAGCCUUAGUUUGCCCAAGGCGAGGGAGGGCGAGAGAGGCGGGGAGCAAGAAAGAGCACGCCAUCAUCCGAGCACACUCGGUGGCAAGUUUGAUUCCAAGUUGUUGUUUUUGGUCGUGGGCUACGCGCGCAACAGCAGCGAGGAGCGGCGCGCACAUGUAGACGCUUCACACUUUUCCACAUCCUCCUUCUUCGAGAGUCACCAGAGAGGGAAGGAGCGCGGCGAGGCUGGACGGCGUCAUUCCAGUUCCAAAAGCCAACGGGAAGUAGACUUUUCCCCCUCUUCCGGUGAGACGAUGAACGUCAGUGAUGAGAACCUGCUCAAGUCCAUCAGCAACGACGCGCUCCUGGACCUGACGCAGCGCUACGGUCAGUCCGCCUUCGGUUUCGGCACCGGCCACGCUGCCGGAAGCCCGGGUCGCUUCCCCCUCACGCCGGCCGCCGACUUCCUCAGCGGGCAGACCGCCAAGUCCAACGAGAGCGGCGGAGAGCACACCAGCGACGACGAGGACGGCUUCGACGCGCUAGAGUCCCGAAAAAGAGGCGCCCCCUUCGGGGAAGACAAGUCCGGGGGUCCCCUGGCCAAGAAGUCCAAGGAGCAGCGCUCCCUGCGGCUCAGCAUCAACGCCCGGGAGAGGAGGAGGAUGCACGACCUGAACGACGCGCUGGACGGCCUGAGAGCCGUCAUCCCUUACGCCCACAGCCCGUCGGUGAGAAAACUCUCCAAAAUAGCAACUCUCCUCCUGGCCAAGAACUACAUCCUCAUGCAGGCUCAGGCUCUGGAGGAGAUGCGGCGGCUGGUGGCCUACCUCAACCAGGGACAAAGCCUCUCCUCGCCGAUCCCCACCGCCCUGGCGCCCUUCGGCCAGGCCGCCGCCGUGUAUCCCUUCUCGGGCUCGGCUCUGGCCAACUGCGCCGAUAAAUGCUCCACGUUCUCCGGGACGCCGUCCACUCUCUUCAAACAUUGCAACGACAAGCCUUGACUCGCCCCUCGCUUUCUUUCGGAACUUUUUCAAACAUUCCGCAUCUCCAUCGCUCUUUGCCUCCCUUUAGUUCUUUUCAAAUCAUUCCGUGGGGAAAAAAAAAAAAUAAUAAUAAUGCAUAAUUUUGACAAAGUAAUGCUGCAAUGGAACGAAAACUGCAUAAGGCCUUCUUUUAAAGUCCAACGUCCUGCUUGCCCCCCCCCCCCCGAAUGAGACCAGGCCGUGUCCAAAUGUCCUAUUUUAUUUACAAAUGUUUUCAUUUGAAAUCUAUGCAAAAUUCAGCAACAACCCAGUAAUCAAAGUGUACAUGACGUUUAAUUUCCAUUAUACUACAGCUUCAAUUGCAAGUAUGAAAUUUCACUUCAUGUUUUCUUGCCUGAUAUAUAUUUUUAAGAAUAAUGUAUUAUUUUUGUCAAGGUCUUGCACAUCUCACAUGAUUGUAACGUACAACUGUGGAGAAAAGCCCGAUUAUACUCAGAAUUCUCACGGCCUGCGAUCAAGCAGGGAUUUGGGUUGUGUUGCAACAUGAAUUUCAUGAAUUGUUUACAUGUGUUUAUAAUUAAAAUCAUAUCAUAUCAGAUCAGACUGGCUAUGAUUCAUUUAACAAUUCUGUUGUAUUUUUUUUAUGUGAUUUGCAUAUGACCGUCAAUGUCAUAUCAUGUUAUUAAUCAAGCGGUGCAACAUUGUGUCUUAAAACGCCCAAAUAAUUCUAACCCUUCAUUGAAUAA